AAAUAAAUGAGAAACUAUUACUGUUGAAAAAUUUCGUUUUAUACAAAAAUCUAGAAAUUGAAAUUGUUUUAAGUUUAACACAAAUGUUUAUAUACUAAUAAGUGAUGGAUAGAACGAUAUUUGGUAAAAAAACAUUGAAUACGCAGCGUAAUCGCGUAGACAGAUUCGUAGCGCCUCGCAACUCUUUCGGUGAGGCGCGGAGGCGUCGCUCUUGGCACGCCAGUUGUGAUAGCACUGUGAACAGCGAUGUUUGGUUUGGGAAACAUUUAAAACAGAAGAAAUACGCAAUUUACUUGGACGACGCGCUCAAUCUCGAGCCGCAGGAAUCGAACGGUAUUCACAAACAAUGGAUCCGACCAUGGCCUUGCAUACCGCGGAAGAAGAGCUACCUCUCCUCUGCAGAUAGUAUCCUAGACUUACCCACUUACAGUUACGCUACUUUUCCAGAACUCCUCGAUUGGAGUAACGACAAUAUCCUGGUUGCGGCCCUGGGUAAGAAUUAUCAUAAAUGGAGCUGGAGGAGUCAAAGUCUCAUCAGUCAGGGCUUCACGCAAUAUGAAAUUCAGUGUUGUAAGUUCGACCCUCGUGGCGAACUCCUAGCCCUCGGCACCGAUAUGAAUACAGUGGAGAUUCACGACAACACUUUGAGUAAAAAAGUGUCAAGUAAUCUCUGUCCUUGUCUGAACACCAGCACCCAUUACUGCUCCAUUACUGCGGUCGACUGGAGUCCAACAGGGAAUUCCUUUGUAACUGGCUGCUCUUGGGGUAGCGUGGUGUCGUACAGCCGCGACGCGAAGCUCUGCAGCUGGCGGCGGCCGGUGCGCGCCGCGAUCCUGCUCGUGCGCGUGUCGCCGGACGCGCGCUACGCCGCCGUCACGGCGGUCAGCUCCGCCGUCGUGCUGCUGCUGACGUGGCCCUCGUUGGAGAUAUAUUCGAGUCUCGAUUCUAAUUGGACGAUACGGACAAUGACUUGGCACCCGUGGCGAAGCGCGUUACUAGGUGUCGGAGCGGUGACACCAGACCUUCAAGCGAGAAUUGCUUUAUGGAAUGCUCCGACUUCAAAAGUCCGGGAAACGACCCUUGGCCCCAAGCGGUACAGUCUGGACGCUAUGCUCUUCAGUCAAAGAACUGGCGAACUAGUGCUCAGCUUGUGGAAUUCUGAUAGGGCAAUACUACAUCCGAAAUCAUGUUCCCAGUUGGUUGUGAUGAGUGACCCUGAGACCGUGGUGGACCAGUGGGGAGAGGGUCGUAGUGGAUUGGACCGAGUGAGGACUAUGGUUUUUAGUCCGGAUGGAACAAAACUCGCGACAGCGACAUCUGAUGAAGACUUGAUAAUCUGGAAUUUUCUCCCGGAAGACAAAAGAAAAACGAAGACUAAAUGUAAACGUUUUUCGGCAAUCCCUGUUUACUUGGACGAGGCGAUGCAGGGCUACUCCCUCAGGUGAAGAAACAUGUGAUACCGUCGAGAAGUAACUGGGUGUACUUCGAUAUAAUUAUAUUUCGUUGGCAAUAAAUUUUUGAUCAUUUU
This is a messenger RNA of Vanessa tameamea, 1528 nucleotides long. It is a transcript of the gene cort, whose product is annotated as protein cortex. The transcript is spliced from 9 exons. The record is from RefSeq and is a predicted model, not a curated record. Gene Ontology annotation, cellular component: anaphase-promoting complex. Lineage: Eukaryota; Metazoa; Arthropoda; Insecta; Lepidoptera; Nymphalidae. Bases 105 to 1445 code for a protein of 446 amino acids. Gene Ontology annotation, molecular function: protein binding; anaphase-promoting complex binding; ubiquitin ligase activator activity. Gene Ontology annotation, biological process: positive regulation of ubiquitin protein ligase activity; positive regulation of anaphase-promoting complex-dependent catabolic process; anaphase-promoting complex-dependent catabolic process.